AAUAAUCAGAUUAUUGUUAAUGAUCAAACAUUAAAAGAAAGAAUAACACAGAUAAUAACAAAAUAUAUUGAUGAUGAAAAUCUUUCCAUAGAUUUAUUCAAGCUUACUGUGCAAUAUAAAAUAAAUACUAACAAACGAGUUAAACAAUGUGAUUUCUUCAAUUAUGAUACGAGAAAAAAAUUAGGAGACGAAACUAAAACAGGAAACAAGAUAGUGAUAUCUUAUAUAACAAGGAUGGCUGAUAAACAUGAAACUUUUUGGAACCAAAAUAAUCUUUAUCUUAAACAUGUAAAUGAUGUAUCGGAACUUGGAAAACGUAAAUGUAACAAAUGCAGUAGACAUAAAUUUUGUUGUGAAAAUACUAUAGUUAAUAAUAAUUGCUGCUUUAUUGAAACAUGUAUGAAUAUAAAUGUGGUGAAUCCACCUAUAAACUUCAGAGAUUUAAAUUUAAUUAGUUAUGGAUUUAUGUUUAUAAACCAGAUUCAACCAACAUAUACUCAUAAGCAUACACUUUGUAAAGAUUGUUUUGAUAUUUGUCUAAAAAAUUCAGUAGUUGAAUUUUUAAACGAUUUUGUCUGGAAAUGCUCUUAA
Messenger RNA from Dentiscutata erythropus, 591 nucleotides. The record is from the annotation of a GenBank genome assembly. NCBI's taxonomy places the organism in Eukaryota, Fungi, Glomeromycota, Glomeromycetes, Diversisporales, Gigasporaceae.